Messenger RNA from Argentina anserina (silverweed cinquefoil), 1140 nucleotides. RefSeq lists its product as uncharacterized. Gene Ontology annotation, molecular function: protein binding. The coding region runs from base 20 to 730 and encodes 236 amino acids. NCBI's taxonomy places the organism in Eukaryota, Viridiplantae, Streptophyta, Magnoliopsida, Rosales, Rosaceae. The record is from RefSeq and is a predicted model, not a curated record. The transcript has 2 exons.
UUUUGUGCUGAAAAAAACGAUGGGAAAUCGUAGGAAGAUUACGACUGGGAGAGGCGGAGGCGGAGAAGAAGAGGAGCUGCACGUGGCGGCGAGGUCGGGCGACCUGAGUCAAGUUCAGGUGAUUGUCAGCUCCAACCCUUUGAAGGUGAAUGGGAGAGAUAAGCACUCUAGAACUCCACUACAUUUAGCUGCGUGGGCUGGGCAGACAGAAGUGGUGAAUUUUCUGUGUAAGAACAAGGCUGAUGUUGGUGCUGCUGCUAUGGACGAUAUGAAGGCAAUACAUUUUGCUGCGCAAAAGGGACAUUUAGAGGCUGUCCGUGCUCUUCUUUCUGCUGGAGCUUCAGUCAAGUCUUCCACCCGCAAGGGUCUGACUCCACUGCACUUUUCUGUUCAAGGGUCUCAUGUGGAACUUAUCAAGUAUUUGGCUAGGAAAGGUGCAGAUCUCGCUGCAAAGACUAAAGCAGGGAAGACCCCUCUUGAGCUUGCUAGCAAUGAUGAAGUCCGCUCUUGUUUGGAAGAGUGUGAAAGAUCCUUGGAGAAAGGAGAUGCGAAUGGUAAACAGAAAGAUGAAGAACCUCAUUCAAAGAAAAUCCAGCAUGAAGAUGCCAAGGAUGAAACUAUGAAGAGGAAGGGUGAUCAAUCUGAGGAAGCCUCAGGGGAACCUAAAAGAGCAAAAGUUUCGUUGAAUCAUCUCCUGGCUGCAGAUGAUGAUAUUCAGGAUGAGGAAUGAAGCUUCUAUGAGGAGACCUGUAUGGUGAAAUGACCUUUGCAGGACUUCUUUCACGCACUGAACGGAAGGCCUCUCUCACGGAAGCAACCAAAGAAAGUACAGGUUAAUUGCAAGUAGCUAAUUGCUAUAGUCAUAGAAUUAAGUAGCUGGUUGAAGCUAGCACUACGAUAUAGAAUCUCAUCGAUCCAUGCUGUUUGAAAGGUAUGUACUUGUCUCUCUGAUUUGUGUUACCUUUGCUCACCAUCAUGGUGGUAUAUUAGUUGUAAUGCAAUGCAUUCUCUUGUUUUGAAGAAACAUGUUGCAUCUGAAGUAGCCUUUAUCCAGCUUGUCAUGCAGUUCAAAGUUUGUGGUUGUGAAAGAGUUUUUCUAGACUGGUAUAGCACAAGCUGUGAUGAAAUAAUUUCAUAUUG